Messenger RNA from Penicillium argentinense, 957 nucleotides. RefSeq lists its product as uncharacterized. The transcript has 2 exons. NCBI's taxonomy places the organism in Eukaryota, Fungi, Ascomycota, Eurotiomycetes, Eurotiales, Aspergillaceae. The record is from RefSeq and is a predicted model, not a curated record. The coding region runs from base 1 to 957 and encodes 318 amino acids. Gene Ontology annotation, cellular component: fungal-type vacuole membrane.
AUGUCCUCCUUUGCUACACGCGUCUGGCACCUCAUUGUCACGCAAGGCAUUUUGUAUCCUUUCGGUGCAUGCAUGCUAUACUACCCAACAUUCAUCUUCAUCGACGAGUGGUUUAUCAAGAAGAAAGGACUAGCAUUUGGGAUUUGCUGGGUUGGAAGUGGCAUUGCCGGUGUGGCCUUCCCACUUAUCGCUAAGUAUGCCCUCUCGCGAUUUUCCUUCCAGGUAACUAUGUGGGCAUGGGCAAUACUCAUGUUCAUCCUUACUGGGCCCUUUUUGCCUUUCGUGAAACGACGUCUCCCGCUCUCAACUCCAUCCAGUUCGGGCUCCCAGCAGAUUGCCCCCUCUUUCCUGUCUUCAAGAACCUUCAUCAUCUUACAAUUCGGAAACAUCCUGCAGAGCUUGGGAUACUUCAUACCGUCUAUUUACUUAGCGACAUAUGCCCGAUCAGUUGUUGGAGAAAUUGGCUUUGGUACGACGGCCCCAAUUGUAUCUAUGAAUGCCGGCAUGACUCUGGGCUUCAUUGUAAUCGGUCUACUUAUCGACCGAUGUCAUGUUGUCAAUGUACUUUUUACUUCCGCUAUCGGCGCGGCCCUGAGUGUCUUCAUGGUCUGGGGGAUAUCUAUCUCUCUCCCACCACUAUGCGUCUUUGCUAUGCUUUACGGUACAUUUGCUGGAAGUGGGCCUGCAGCAUGGCCCGGGAUCGUCCAACUCCUGCGAAACAGGGACCAAGCCAUUCCUGCAGGUUUUGUACUGAGUCUUCUUGCAGCUGGUCGCGGUGUUGGCUCGAUUGCCUGUGGUCCGAUCAGCGAGGCCUUGAUGAAAGGGGGCUGGACGCUGACUGGGAGGUCGAAGCUAGGGUAUGGGACCGAAUUUGGCAUACUCAUUGUCUUCACUGGAAUGACGGCGACAUUUGGGGCACUCGGGUUCGGGGCAAGAAAACUAGGAAUAAUCCAAUGA